AGAUAAGAAUAAAAGUACAUUGGGUUAUAACAGUCAUCAUAUGUUUACUUACAUAAGAAAACAUUGAUAAAGUAAUAUUGUAUUUAAACAUUCAGACAUUAGAAUCAGUUGACUUUAACAACGAUACAUUAUUCAGUACACAGAAUGUUUAACGAACAUUCAAUAACACAAAGAAAGAGAAGAUCUAUGACUUUGGACGUGAAAAUGAAAAUUUUGAAUCGACUUGAAGAAGGAGAAAAACCCACAGCAAUUGCUAAGGCAUAUGGGAUAAAUGAAUCCACUGUCCGAACAAUCAAGAAAAGGAAGAAAAAUAUUAGGAGUAGCGUAGCCUGUGGAACCUUGACAAGUUCACAAUAUUCAUCGUAUACAAGAAAUCCCGUAAUAGAAAAUAUGGAGAAAGCACUGAUGAUUUGGAUGGUUGACAACAUGCAAAAAAAGAUACCCAUGAAUAAUUUAAUGAUAAGAGAAAAAGCUGUGCAUAUUUUCAACAGGAUAAAAGAACUAGCUACAUCAAUUGAUAAAAUGGACACUUUUUCUGCAAGUAAAGGAUGGUUUCGAAACUUUAAAAGAAGACAUUCAUUACAGAAAUGUAAUGUGUUACUAGUAGAUCAUGAAUUAACCGAUUUUGACUUUAUACAUAUCAUAUCUGAAACACAACCUAAUGAUAAAUGCAACAGUGACUACAAAGAAACAGAUUCACUCACUGCAGAAAAUCUUUGUAAAGCUCUUGAAUUAGCCAAAAAAUUGGAAAGUGCUAUUAUAUACAAUGAUCCAAACAUUCAACGUGCCUCAAAAUUUCGACAAGAUUUAAUGAAAUGUUGUAGUGAAUAUCAACAAAUUUAUGAAAACUUAGUAAAAGAAAAGAUUGAGAACAAGUCAUCCAAAAAAAUUAACAAUAACAAUGAGAAUGAUGUUGAUCUUCCAAAUAUUUCUAGUGAUGAAGGUGAUAUGUUUGUGCCAAUUAAAAAGAAAAGGUUGAAUUACAGUAGUGAUAGUGACAUUGAAUAAAAUUUACUUUUGUUUCCUAAAACGUCAUUUUUUUUUUUUUUAACUAUUUGAAAUAAAUAUAUGUUUCUAAAGUUUAUAUGUACUAGCUUUUAUUUUCAAUAUCUUUUCUUUUGUACUGACUUUAUUUACGCGAUUUUUAUUCGUGUAACACAAAUCCUACGUGGAACGGAUACUCUGUGUAAAUUGGACAGAUGCAUCAUACAUAUGUGUGUCAACACAUGUGCAUAGAUAGGUACAUAUCACCACCGACGAGGUAUAGAAUAGAUAUGACAUUCAUUGCUUUUUCGCGUCUCAUGUUUUGGGGGUUACCUAAUCCCCCAUAUCAUUUUCGUAUCGCAUGCAACGUUAUCAAUUUAGUACAGUAAUGGUUUUAAUUGGAAUCAAUGGAACUAAAUUUUCCUAUAAAAUUACAAAAAAGGUAUAGGAUAGCCUAUACAAAAGUUUUCGAGAAUGGGCAAACUCGUUUUAUAUGAUAUACGUGACCCGUGGUGAAGAUAUCACGACCAUCCAUGACCACGAUUCACGGCAGAAAUGAAAAGGGAGAUGGUAAAAUGAACAUAGAAGAAAUUCAGCCAAAAAUACGCUCCACAAAUUACUCCCGAACUAUACGCACAUUUCUUUCUCCUGCAUUUGGUGAGAGAAACGUGCGUGUGCACUGAUACCUUACUGAUCAGUCCUUUAGCAGGUCCUGGACGAAAUAAAUAUUUUCACUUUCUGUUCUGCACGUCCUCUUUCGCAUCUACUUCGAAUUCCUACGAUUUUUGACAUGGUGACACCAUUUAGCGGUUAAAAAGGUUUAUUACCUGUUAAUACCACUGAUGAGCCGAUAGACGGAGCUGCCGUAUAAUUUUUGCCUGUUCAUGGUCAGUUUACAUUAUAUGCACUUGUAUCUUGUAACAAUCUAAUCGUGUAAGGACGAAAACAAGAGGAGUACAAUCAAAAUCAAAUAAUCAUUUAGUUUUUUAGUUUAUUGAGGAAUCAGAGAAAUUGAAACCUGUUACUGUACAUUUUAUAAAUAUAAUACUUUUGUAAAAUUCACGAAAUAUAAACAUAUUGUGUAAA
Messenger RNA from Bombus pyrosoma, 2070 nucleotides. Its product is annotated as jerky protein homolog-like. Lineage: Eukaryota; Metazoa; Arthropoda; Insecta; Hymenoptera; Apidae. Bases 145 to 1008 code for a protein of 287 amino acids. The record is from RefSeq and is a predicted model, not a curated record. The transcript is spliced from 2 exons. Gene Ontology annotation, cellular component: nucleus. Gene Ontology annotation, molecular function: DNA binding.